Molecule: messenger RNA, 1041 nt
Organism: Pollicipes pollicipes
Lineage: Eukaryota; Metazoa; Arthropoda; Thecostraca; Pollicipedomorpha; Pollicipedidae
Product: sulfotransferase family cytosolic 1B member 1-like
Exons: 3
Coding region: 1-1041 (346 amino acids)
Molecular function (GO): sulfotransferase activity
Source: RefSeq, a predicted model, not a curated record
AUGCCGGGGCAGCUGCCGCUGCCGUGGGCGCCGGAGUCGCCGACGCCGGAGGAGGACGCCCGCCUCCGAGCCGCCUACAGCGCGCUCCAGCCGCACGGGGUGGCCAUGUUCGGCCCGUCGCGGGUGGUGCUCGCGCCCGACGCGGCGCCCGCCCUGGCGCGGUGCUACAACACGCCGUUGCACCCGGACGACACGUGGGUCGUGACCCUGCCCAAGAGCGGUGAGGAGACGGGCCGAGGCACCACGUGGACGCAGGAGCUGGUGUGGCUGCUGCUGAACGACUGCGACUUCACCGGCGCGCGGACGAUGCUGAUGCCGGACCGCUGGCACUUCCACGACAUCCAGGUCAUCACAACGGCGGACACGCGCGCCGCCGUGCGGGCCGCGCCCGGGACGCCGUCGAGCCGCAUCUUCUUCGAGCCGAUCGAGGCGAGGCCGCGACCCUGGUUCGUCAAGACGCACCUGCCGCUGCACAUGUGCCCGCCCCGACUGAUCGACACGUGCAAGGUGAUUUACGUCGCGCGAAACCCGAAGGACAUGUGCGUCUCCUUCUUUCACCACCAGCACCUGUUCCGCAAGGCAGCGCCGAGCCUCGGUAUGGAGGAAUUUGUCGACCUCUUCAUCGACGGCCUGACAGUGAGCCUGCCGUACUUCCCUCACGUUCUGGAGGCCUGGAAACAGCGUCAUCACCCCAACAUGCUGUUCCUCUUCUUCGAAGACCUGAAAAAGGAUCUCAGAGGAAGCAUUAUCAAGGUAGCUGAGUUCUUGGGCAAACCAACAACGGAAAAGCAGUUAGACGAACUGGAGCAGCACCUGCACUUCAGGAACCUCAAAGACAAUCCGUGGGUGAACUGGGAGUGGCUCUCCAGCUCGGUAUGGAGUGUCGGUCAGAACAGGAAGUUCAUGAGGAAAGGACAGACGGGAGACUGGAAGAACCACUUCACCCGAGAGUCCGACAGGAAAAUAGAAACCUGGAUGAAAAAAGAGCUGCAAAAUACGGACUUGACAUUUGUAACCGACAUCCCCGAAGGCCAGCAAUGA